AUGGCACCGUCUACUGCUACGCCGACCGAUUUGCACCGAGCAUCCGUUGCCUGUCUCCAGUGCCGAAAGGCAAAGGUCCGGUGCCUUGUCACCCAGCGACUGGAUCAGUGUAACCGAUGUUUAGCAAACAAUACAGGCUGUGUUUUUACUCAGGCAAAAAGAACCAGGGCAAGGCCGCAGCCCUACCCUCAACCGCCAUUGCCACCUGACGUUGAGGAAACGACGAAUGAUCGAGACGAAGACGACCAAAAUGAUGGAACUCGAGUAUUGGAAACGACGCUCACCCAGGUUCCGCCGGCCGACAAUGAUCACGGCCUACCCGAGAAACCAGGACCCAUAAUCACUGAUGCGAUCCGCUCAAGACUCAUUGCCACUUUAUCGUCAUUAAGAAAUUAUAGGGGUGCUCCAUUUAGUUUCAUUACCGCUGAGGGGAGCCCAGUGCAGCACCAGCGCAGUGAAUCGCCCCGGACACCGCAUUCAUUGACUCUCUCAUCGCUGCUACGCCCUCUCAAUUCAAUAAAUGACACCAUACCCACAACUAAUAAUGCGAACCAGUCGCCUACAAGCUCGAUCAAAAUGCCCAGUUACGUAGUAUCCAUGACUCUAGGCCACGCCAUUAGCGACCCGAUUGACGGGGGUAUACUCACCCUUCAAGCUUCAAAAGGGUUCUAUGAGUAUUUUCUGGUCCACAUGAAUGCAAAAUGGGAGUAUAUCCUGGAUCCAAGACAUGACACCCAUGACGAUGUCCGACGGCACAGUCCGCUACUAUUCGCGACGGUGCUCUUCUGCUCAUCCAAGUUUGCCGGCUUCGUUGAAGGUCGUAUCGUCUCCGAUACAGACCCUUUCUUGCAGACUCGUCUAUGCAGCCUAGCGAGAAAUCUUGUCAUUAAGACGCUUGCCGAGGGAAAUAGGUCCAUAGAGACAAUGCAAGCUCUCUAUUUGCUGGCCUGCUGGAAGGACGGGGAUGAUGACGUCUCAUACCUACACAGCGGGUACGCGUUUCGCGUCCUCCAGGAUAUGGACUUACGAGGUAAUGAUGCAGGUAGUAGAGAGAUGGCGAGGCGGAGACGAAUAUGGUUAGCUCUUUACCGGCAGGACAAACAGCAGAGUUUGUUCUUCAUGCGUCGCUCGUCUUUCCAUCAAGGGGACGAAGCUUUCUUCCUGAGCGAUAACGCCGACGUUGACACGUUGCUCAUAGACACAAUAUCGCGCUGUAGUGCGGAUCUACGGCGGAUCCAGAGCAAGCUCCGGGGAUUAGUCGAGAACACAUCCUCGUUAAUGCUGCCCUGCCUUGAAGAUCUGGUGGAAGAGGAGAUCAGUACGUGGCGAUCGAAGUGGAAUCAUCUUGUGAAUUGGGAUAGGGUAGGAGGAUCAGGAGAUAUUCCGUCUGUCGACCAUGCCAUGUUGUUUCCAGAACGUCACCAUCUCCAAACAACUAUGCAGCUGUUGGAGCAGAGUGUGAGACUCAACGUGGCUUCCGCUAUGCUCCGCCAAUCUCUCGUGGUUUCUCUAUCGCCUUCUAGUCGCCCUGUUCCUUGCCAUGAAGUGCCUCACCUGGAUAUUGAUCUGUCAGCGCUGCGGCGAGAUCGUUGCUACAAUCUAACAGGAUUAAGGAGUGGUAUUGAGGGCGCAUUUGGCACUCUCCGUGCACUGCUAUGCAUUCCCCAGGACGAUCUGAGACGAGCUCCGGAUGCGAUUCUUCUACUUGCACCGAGCGCAGCUCUUUUCCUUUGUCUACUUCUGUGCCUGCCAGACAGCGGUAUGCUUGGGCCCAGUUUCCAGAGGAAAGCAGCCAGCUUUAUUUGUCGCAUAGCACAGUACAUGGCAGGCUCUGUAAGGUCACACAACGAUAGCAUGGUUCUGCAUUCUGCGUACCUAGACUCUGUGGUCAAUCUUCUGGGCGUUCCUGCACCUGAGAAUGGGCAUCCCUCGGUCUAUGUUGAGGAGUUGAACGCACAGCACAUGCACGCAAGUCAAAAUGAUCUAGAUAUCGAGUACACCACCAAUCAACCGACCCAAGGCCUGGCAGAUAAUAUUGGUGCAGGUGACGCGAACGCAGGAUACAACGAUGAUGGAAUCAACGGUUUGUUUGGGGACGCAGAGCAAAAUAUACCUAGGCAGAGUCUGGUGAACCUUUUAGAGGGAGAUUUGUUCUGGGAUAUUCCUGCUACAACAAGCAAUGUGUCUCUUAACUACUGA
Molecule: messenger RNA, 2199 nt
Organism: Aspergillus ibericus CBS 121593
Lineage: Eukaryota; Fungi; Ascomycota; Eurotiomycetes; Eurotiales; Aspergillaceae
Exons: 3
Coding region: 1-2199 (732 amino acids)
Biological process (GO): regulation of DNA-templated transcription; DNA-templated transcription
Cellular component (GO): nucleus
Molecular function (GO): zinc ion binding; DNA-binding transcription factor activity, RNA polymerase II-specific; transcription cis-regulatory region binding
Source: RefSeq, a predicted model, not a curated record